Vitis riparia (riverbank grape) is the source of this 3614-nucleotide messenger RNA. Its product is annotated as protein ALTERED PHOSPHATE STARVATION RESPONSE 1. The coding region runs from base 317 to 2758 and encodes 813 amino acids. The transcript has 4 exons. Lineage: Eukaryota; Viridiplantae; Streptophyta; Magnoliopsida; Vitales; Vitaceae. The record is from RefSeq and is a predicted model, not a curated record.
CUCUCUUCUCUCUCCUCUCUCCUCUCUUCCCUCUCUCUCUCUCUCUCUCUCUCUCACUGUACUGCGAUUUUUCUCUCUCUUCUCUUCAUCUCUUCUGCAACCCAAAACGACAGAGGCUCCGCUGUCAAGAUUCUUCUCUUUCUUUCUUUCUGUCUCUCUCCUCUCUCCUCCACUUUUCUCACCCCUUAUCUCUCCCUAAUUCCUGAAAUUUUCCCGAGAAACAAACACCCUGGUUCACAUGGUUUUAGUGGUUGAGAUGCUUUUUUCAGUGCUUUGAUUGUUGGGUUUUUUUGGGUUGUUUGCGGGUUUUGGUUUCAUGGGGUGUACGACUUCUAAGAUUGAUGAUCUCCCGGCGGUGGCGCUUUGCCGAGAGAGAUGUGCUUGCUUGGAUGACGCGAUACAGCAAAGGUACACUUUUGCGGCGUAUCAUGUGGCGUAUAUGAAGAGCUUGCAGAUGAUUGGAGGGUCGUUGCAGGAAUUUUUUGACCUGGAUCUUGAUGGGUCAGCAGCGUCGCCGGUGCUGCCGCUGCCGGUUCAGAAAAAAGGAGAUCAUGAGGUUCAGAGGGAAAUCAAACUUAAGGCUGAGCCCUCGGGCUUGUCGCCGGCGGCGGCUGCGUUGAACGACCGUUCGAAUUCUAAUUCCGGGUCGCAUCUUAACUUUCACUCGGAUUCGGACGACGAAGACGGUAGCAUGGAAUCCCUCCACCAUUCCGAACACUAUUCGCCUCGUCAUGGCUAUCAGGACCAUCUCGGUUACGAUGAGGAAGCCCUAAGUUCAUUUCCGAGAGGGUUCAUGAAUGUGAACAUGAAUUACAUGAAAAAUCAGGCCACACAGUCGGUGACGUACCAGCACCGGCCGGCGAGUCCCGAGAAGAUGCACAUGGGCGAAGCUUCGUACUACUCAUAUGCCUAUCCGAACAAUAAUCCUAGUUCUUACCCCUACGGUUAUGGUGGUGGAAAUUACGGCUACUAUGGCCAGCAGCCGCAGCAGCCGUAUGGGGCUUCAUCGCCCGCUAUGGCAACGGGGGCGUCAUCUUCGAAACCGCCUCCACCACCGCCAUCACCGCCUAGCAGCUCGGCUUGGGACUUCUUUAACCCUUUCGAGAGUUAUGAUAAUAAAUACUAUCCUCCAUAUACCCCUAGUAGAGACUCGAAAGAUUUGAGAGAGGAGGAGGGUAUUCCUGAUUUGGAAGAUGAGGAUUAUCAGCAUGAAGUUGUGAAGGAAAUUCACGGAAAUCAGAAGUUUGUGGAUGGCGAUGGAGGUGGUGGCAAUUACGCAAAGAUGAUGGAGAAUCAGAGCGAGAAGGUGGAUAAUAUGGAUGCCCAUUAUCAGAGACAGAGUGUUUCAGCGGAUAACGACAGAGUGGAGUAUGAGGUGCAUAUGUUGGAGAAGAAGGUGGUUGAUAGUGAGGAGAAGGCCGGAGAUCGGGGUAAUGUGGCUGCAUUCAAAGCUCGUGGCGGGCCUCGGGGUAUGUACGAGGUGGUGAGGGAAAUUCAGGUUCAGUUUGUGAGAGCUUCAGAGUGUGGAAAUGAGCUUGCCAAAAUGCUGGAGGUGGGAAAGCACCCAUACCACCCAAAAAAUCAAGUUUCUUCGAAGAUGUUGCAUGCCAUUUCUCCUUCGGUAGCCGCUUUAGUAUCCUCACAGCCUGCUACUUCCAAAAAUGCCGAGUCCUCGGCUUCCGCUGAGAAGGCUGAUCCUAUGGAGUUGGAAUUUAAUGGAGGUGCCGGGAUGAGAUCAGGAAAUCUCUCUUCUACCUUACAAAAGCUGCAUCUUUGGGAGAAGAAACUCUAUGAUGAAGUCAAGGUUGAGGAAAAGAUGAGAGUAGCCCAUGAGAGGAAGAGUCGGAAGUUGAAGCGUCUGGAUGAAAGGGGUGCUGAGGCUCACAAAGUUGAUUCGACCAGAAGUAUGAUCAGGAGUCUUUCCACAAAAAUAAGAAUUUCCAUUCAGGUUGUUGAAAAGAUUUCUCUAAAGAUAAAUAAAUUAAGAGAUGAUGAGUUGUGGCCACAACUAAAUGAAUUAAUUCAAGGCCUAACCAGGAUGUGGAAAUCUAUGCUUGAAUGUCACCGUAGUCAGUGUCAAGCAAUCCGAGAAGCUAGAAAUUUAGAUGUCAUUUCAUCUCACAAGCUUAGUGACGCCCAUCUUGAUGCUACAUUGCGGCUUGAACGUGAUCUUCUUCACUGGACUUCAAUGUUCUCUAGUUGGAUUGCUGCCCAGAAGGGUUAUGUCAGAGCCUUAAAUAAUUGGCUCGUAAAAUGUCUUCUAUAUGAGCCAGAAGAAACAGCAGAUGGAAUAGCUCCCUUCUCUCCUGGGAGGGUGGGUGCACCUCCUGCAUUUGUAAUUUGCAAUCAGUGGUCACAAGCUAUGGAUAGGAUUUCUGAGAAAGAAGUUGUGGACUCUAUUCGUGUUUUUGCCAAGAGUAUUUUUCAGCUUUGGGAACGGGGUAGACUAGAAAUGCGCCAGAGGGCGGUGGUUGAUAAGGAUUUAGAGCGGAAAGUUAAGGACUUGGAUAGGGAGGACCAGAAGAUUCAGAAGGAGAUUCAAGCCUUGGACAAAAAGAUGGUUCCGAUUGCAGGGCACAGUGACGGCCUCGCAUUAGCUGGACAUCUUGUGUACCAAAGUGAAACCAGCAGUAAUAAUAGUAUACAUGCGAAUUUGCAACAUAUUUUUGAAUCCAUGGAGAGGUUCACAGCUAACUCCUUGAGAGCCUAUGAGGAGCUUUUGCAACGAAUUGAAGAAGAUAAGCUUGCUGAGGCAUGAGAGUUUUUAAUAGUGUCAAGUGAAAUGAAAUCGUAUCCAUUGCUUUCAUGUUGGUAAUUUUGGUUCAUUAUCUAUGGCAUAUGGUCCUUCCUGCAAGACUAUCUGAAGCUCAACUUGAGGAGCACACUGCCCCUUUGGGAAAGACAGGUGUGAGGAAAAUUUUGGCUGAUUCAUGUGAGCAGCAGUUUGUUUUGGUGGCUCAGAUUCCUGGAGAAUAUCAUUGGUCCCAACUCCAAUGGAAUUCCAUUUUGAGCUACAACCACUGCCAUUGAGUUAUUGUCUCCAAAGGAAGAAAGGUCAAGAUACCAAACAAGAAGUAUUGAUGCAAAGCCAAUUAGGUUUCAAUUUGGUUUCCCUUGAUCGAAAAUGAUGAUUCCAAAGCUGUUGCUGGGUUAAGUGGAGGGUGAUGUUUACCAAAUUUGUCGUUGCCCAUUGGUUUCAUUACUGAGCUAGUCUUGCAGCUGUGUAAAAUGAGAACGAAGACGCAUAAGUGGAACUCCCAUUUUAAGCAUACUAUUUCCCAUUUGGGUUUGGGAAAACAGCUUUCCAUGGAAAGAUCAAUAGCACAGGCAGCUGGGUCAGGCAGAGAUGGUCCUUGGAGGAAGCAGAUUUCACUCAAAACAGUUUUGCACCAAGAUGAAUUCUAGGGUUAUGGGCAAUUUAGCACGACGCAAGUCGUGGAAAUGCCCAUAUAUCAUAUGCUGUAAUUAUAAAAAUAAAUUUUGCUUUAUUUUAAUGAUCACUUUAGAUUAAGUUAUUGUACAGAAGAUCUUGACAUUGGAGCAUUUUGAAAGCACUUGAUUAGAGUGGUUUGGACGCAAUGAUUCUUUUAUUUAAUUAAUAAGCUUUUGUCGAA